This is a messenger RNA of Anastrepha ludens (Mexican fruit fly), 603 nucleotides long. RefSeq names its product histone H1.4-like. The record is from RefSeq and is a predicted model, not a curated record. The coding region runs from base 1 to 603 and encodes 200 amino acids. The transcript has a single exon. Lineage: Eukaryota; Metazoa; Arthropoda; Insecta; Diptera; Tephritidae.
AUGAAACAGUUGUCUGAUGCUGGAAUCACCGAAGAUGACCAGCGACGUAUCGUUUUAAACAAUACCAUGGAUAUAGGACGCGGAAAAGAGGUGCUAACAUCCGAAACCUCUACCUCACAAUCCCUAUAUCUAAUGUCAUUGGUGACCAGCAGUUCAUCGAUUUUGGAUGAGAUUGGUCCUCUUCAGGCCGCUGCUCCAAAAAGGCCUUCGAGUCGUGGACGAAAGCCGAUGCAAAGUGCUGAACUGGCCUCUCCUGAAAAUCGUGCUGUUUUGAAGGAAAAGGCAGCAGCCAAAGGGGCGAAGAAGCCAACACCGCAGAAGCCAAAACCGAAGAAGGCAACAACGAAGCGAGCAACACCAUCACGAGCGGCCAAGCGCGUCAAACCAACAUCGCCACCAUCUGAUGAAGAAACAGAUUUUUGCAUCAUUUGCCCAAAGCUGUUGCCGCAGAAAUUGACCGCUGCCAACUCGAUCAAUUGCAAUGUAUGCAAGCGUCCAGUUCAUUUGAAGUGCGCCAACAUGCAGGCAAAUUAUUUCACUUGCAAAUACUGCGAAAGUGACGUGGACGACGACGAGGAAUAUUUCGAUGGCGAUGGUGAAUAA